Varroa destructor (honeybee mite) is the source of this 3771-nucleotide messenger RNA. RefSeq lists its product as uncharacterized. Lineage: Eukaryota; Metazoa; Arthropoda; Arachnida; Mesostigmata; Varroidae. The record is from RefSeq and is a predicted model, not a curated record.
UCAAGGAAAUCUUUCUAAUUAAACUACGUGUACACAAAUCAAAAUGAGAUAAGAUAGAUAGGCGGUCUAAAAUUAUCUCUCAUAAAACGUUACCCGGCCAAACCAUUUUCUUUGACAGUUCUGCUAUCAACUAAAAACAAUCCAUAGGGUAUAUUCAUUGCAUACAAAAUAAAUUCUCGCCGUCUUCAGUUAUCUAACCAAAAUCGAUUAUGAUGACGUAUCAGUAUUUUUCCCGUUCUAACAGUCACAUCCAGCCUUCUUAAAGCGAUGAGGGGGAAACGAGUUCAUCAAAUGUGCUUUUAGCCAUAAUCUUUUACAGGUAUCAACAACCUACGCCACACGUCAGUCGACAUUGACUGGUUGGCUUCGUUAUCCGCCUGCUUGCUUCUUUCCGGCAACGUUCCCUAUGUGCAGAUCUGUCGGAAACACCGCGGCAUUAAACUUAGCGCUGGUGCUGCUGUUGUUGUUGUGUUCGUGAAAUUUUGUAACUGUCUACGAAUUUGUUUUCGAUUGCGGUUGGCGAGCAGCGUACGUCUCUCAAAUACAUCGUGCCAACAAACGCUUGCUUUCGACCACCAUUGCACGAAGCAGCGUUAACAACAAAAGAGGGCAGAAGUGUUGUACCGAGCGGAAGACGAUCUGUUUGUAGUUUUUUCGAAGUUCAAACAAAAGCUCUAAAAUGGAGGUCACAAGGGAAGGCAGCAAAGCGGAGCGCCACACCGAUUUCGCUACAUGCGAAGCGGAGACGUCAGAUGAAUCGUCAUUGACUACCAGGUUGGCUUCGCGAUGGACAGAGUUAAUGAACAACUCCGAUUCAGAAGUUGGCGAACGUGUACUAGUGAUUCACCAUGACUCUACAAAACUUGGUGUGCAAUUACUGCGGUUCGACGUGGAAAAACUACGUAAAUUGGAGACGCGGCUUAGGGAGGAAGCCAAGAGUAUGAAGCCGUACAAUUCCGAGCAACUAACAGAGCAGGCCGUCGUGGCUGUGUACGUCGACUCCGCAGUGGUUCGGGGAGUUGUCAGCACUGUGAUUGAAAAUGAGGCUCGCGUUCACCUGCUUGAUUACGGGAUCACGGUAACGUUAAACAUCGACAAACUUCGCAAGCUUCCAAAGGAGUUUGUCACAGAGCUACCCUUAUAUGGGAUUCGAGUGCUGAUUGAUAAGAACUAUUCGAUCGGUGGACCGAUACGAGGUGUGGACAACGAUCAGAGCCUAAUGAAUCGGAUCGUUCAUCUCGUCUCGUUGGUUCCGUGCAGCCUCACAACGGCACGUGCACGCAUUCAUGUUAUCGAGGCAGAACCUUUCGAAAAAGCACCGAAGUUAUUUUUAUCAAACAAGCUCAAGGUCUCGACUAGUUUCAUUAACCGAAGCUUACGGAACUCCACUGAAGUGAAUGGUGGCUAUUCUGUGAAGCCCGGCGGAACGGCAAAUCGCGAAAGUUUCUUAAAAGUUAGUGAUAGCCACAUUAAUGACACUGCGAGUGAUGAAGUUCUCGAUUGCGUGGAUACGAAUUCCGUCGUCGAUGAAGACCAACAGGCCGUGUUUGAGGUUGUUGAGAACAUUAAGAUGCAGGUGAUUAAACGCGAACUGGCAACGCAGCCAGAGCUUGUUGAAAAAGACAAAGCGAUGGACGGGCCAUCUGCGGUCACUUAUCCGAACUUGACGACAUCCUGUAAACGCCAAAGCUCAAAAGAAUCACAGAAAGUUGCGGAACAAUGGAAGAAAGAAGAAACUGGUCUGUUGACUAGCGGCAGCGUCAAUAAAGGUGCCCGGAAAAACCAAAGAGAAAAAUGGGAGGCUAAGGCGAAAUUAGUUGCUGCCGAAGUGUUUGCCCAGGUCAAAGCAACAAUACCUAUAAAAGAAACUGAGAAAUCGACGAAAUCCGCAAACGAAGAAGACAAAACGGCUAAAUCAGCACGACGGAACACUGGAGUAGAAGAAAUGUCAGGUAACUGGAACACCAGCAUUUCGCAGAAAAGUAUAAAGAUUUCUAGUGAAAGUGCCAACCCUCAAAAAACACCAAAAAAGGAAAAUAGUACCCUGACGAAAGAUAUGAUGACAACGAAGCUCGCCGAUGAAGCCAGCAGAUCCCGCAAAGGACUGACUGAUGAGAACUUUGUUCCAAUGAAUCGUUCGAAUGAGACUUUCUGCAAACCAAAGACGUCUAUGCACGGGAUGCCUUUGCACCGUAGAGAUGUCAUCAUGGACAUCUCAGUCAAAUUUCUGCGCAGGACUGCGCCGUGUAAGGCAAUUGUGUUGAGUCUCAGUCUGCUGAGCGAUGUCGAGAAAACGUUGAAGUCAUUGAAGGUUCCGCCCUUACGGCUUCCUCAGUUCAAAAUAGCCUGGGGUACUCGGAUUCUUAUCAGACGUCCUCAAGGUCUUUGUCGUGCUACGAUAGACUGGAAAGAACCUAAAGGCGCGUGGUGGCAUUGCAUAUUCGAUGACCUCGAUGACCCUCCAGUACAUGUUCGUUUAGGGGAAAUACUCGAGUGCCCAUCUAACGUACUGUGCCUUCCACGCGCUCUUUUGUAUGUGCACAUAUCCGGCGCACCUGACCUUCCGAGCAUUUUCCCAAAACCUCGACAGGUGAGCAAGCUCAGUGUAUUGGACUUCGCGGAAGUACGAGGCAGUGUUUCGAAUCUGCCGAUGAACCGAGUGUUCGGUUUUUUCCCAGAAGUCAGCCAAGAUCAUGAGGCGAAUUUCAAGAAAAGCGAAGCUACGACGUCGUUCGACGGUCGUAGUUUGAAGUCCUCGCAGCCUAUUACUACAUCAACCUAACCUGAACCGGCAAAGCUGCUGUAUGUAAAGCUCUCAGGAUGGCCAAGAUCAAAGCGCAGCGUGGACGAUGCAUAUAGCGACGUUGAGAGACGCAAAAUAGCAAGCACAAGUUUGUUAUCCACCUUCGAGUACUAAAUCCCGAGAGUUAACCCGAUUUGAAAUUGUUAGAUGUUUCGCAGAACUGUACGCGCGCAAAAAGUCGAAAUGAAUUGCUUUAUUUGCCAUGAGAUAAGCAAAUCGAUAUGAAUCUCAUUAGAGUCGCUCUAUCUAGUUGGAAAUCGUUCUUCCAGCGUCCAGCACUAUCCCCUUAAACUGACGCAGAGAACGCGUUUCUAUUAACGGCAAUUUUUUCGUAAUUUGUUUAUUAAUUUGCUAACAUUGCGAGUGUAGUGGUAUAACGACUUAUUUGAAUUAUACCCUUUGUAAUGUAAAUGUAUCUACGUGUCAUUAGUGUUAGCAGGGACAGAAGAAUUGCGAUGAUGUUUUAUACUGAAGCCAGUAUCACUGGGCCGUUCGUUGAUGAUUAGGCUUAUUGGCGUCUAUAUAUAUAUGCAAUUAGAAGAUCGUGCAUUUAUAUGGUGACGCAAUAAUAACGAAAGGAUGUGAAUUCUACAUGUAUUACUGAAAUAAUAGAAUUGUAACAUUGUUGCUUGUUGCUAAAUAGAGUUAAUUAAACAUAGUGAUUUCGGGAAGCGGGUCAAAAAUCGACAAUUGUGUUACUAACGGCUGUGAGAUAGCUGAAUUAAGCCAAUAAAGUGUCGUCUUAGCGCUGUUGAUGCAACACGGUGCGGCCAUCGCGCACAACAACCGUAGGCGUAGUCGCGGAAUGAUAUUGUUGAAUAGGUGUCUCGCCAACGUAUGUCCAGCGAAGCGCCAAAGUUAGUGACAACGUCAGCCAGAAACGAAUCUAUCGAUAGUGAAUUCAUGGCACCAAUAGAAGGGAAAAUCAAAUAAAAACGUCUCUUGACUGGUCCGUUUGAACACCAUGU